AUGAAGACUCACAUGAUGAUGCACAGUGAUGAAAGACCUUUUGAGUGUGAUGAGUGUGGCAAAAGGUUUCGAGAUCGUGCAUCUAUAAUAAGUCACAUGUUAGUACAUACAGAAGAAAGGCCUUUUGAGUGUGAUAAAUGUGGCAGAUUAUAUAAGUCACGUAAAGAGUGUGGGAAGAGGUUCAGUCAGCUUGGACAUAUAAAGACUCACAUGAUGAUGCACGUUGAUGAAAGACCUUUUGAGUGUGAUGAGUGUGGCAAAAGGUUUAGAGAUCGUCGCUCUAUAAUGCGUCACAUGUUAGUACAUACAGAAGAAAGGCCUUUUGAGUGUGAUAAAUGUGGCAGAUUAUUUAAAUCACGUAAAGGUAUAAAAGCACACAUGUUAGUGCAUUUGAAUGAUAAACCUUCAUGA
This is a messenger RNA of Procambarus clarkii (red swamp crayfish), 411 nucleotides long. Its product is annotated as gastrula zinc finger protein XlCGF8.2DB-like. Gene Ontology annotation, molecular function: RNA polymerase II cis-regulatory region sequence-specific DNA binding; DNA-binding transcription factor activity, RNA polymerase II-specific. The record is from RefSeq and is a predicted model, not a curated record. Gene Ontology annotation, cellular component: nucleus. Gene Ontology annotation, biological process: regulation of transcription by RNA polymerase II. NCBI's taxonomy places the organism in Eukaryota, Metazoa, Arthropoda, Malacostraca, Decapoda, Cambaridae.